Messenger RNA from Parnassius apollo (apollo), 1245 nucleotides. NCBI's taxonomy places the organism in Eukaryota, Metazoa, Arthropoda, Insecta, Lepidoptera, Papilionidae. The record is from the annotation of a GenBank genome assembly.
AUGAACCGGAAAAAUCUCAAGAAGCAAGUAUGCAGAAAGCUUUUGUUUGAAAUGAUUGAACCGUUGAAUGAUGCACCGGAUGAAAUGCUGAUAAGUGCAUCGACAAGCCCAGUUGCAAGUACAUCAAAGGCACUUACCGUUUUUGAAGAAAUUGAAAAGGUUUACAGUGAAGGUCCAGUAAAUAUAGAUUAUGCACACGUGGAAAUCCCAGAUCAAUGGUCGGGAUCAGAGACGUCAGAAAACGAUGAUGUAGGUGAUAUUAGGACAAAGAAGAAGAAAAACCCAAAAUCUAAGCAGAAGAAAAAGGUAGUUGUUAUUAUACAAGAAGAACCAAUUGUAGGUGAAGAAGGUUUUAGAAAGGAGAAGAAAAAUUCAAAGAAAGAACGACAACAAAAACGAUUCAAGGGCGAGGAAUAUGUACGAAAGGAUGGUAAAACUGUAAAUGCUAAAUGUCUUCAACCCAAUCCAUGUAGUGGAAAAAAAUGUGGCAACAAUUGCGAAAAUAUUUCGGAUGAGAGAAGACAGCAGGUGUUCGAUCAUUUUUGGAAACUGACAGUAGACCGCCGACGAAACUGGUUGGUUAAUUUAACACAAAAACUAGCUGUAAAACGUAAAGGUACCAACUCAGACACCCGUGUUAAUACUUUUAAAUACCACAUCAAUGAAGGUGAAGGAAGGCGGGUAGUAUGCUUGCAAUUCUUGGCUGCUACAUUAGACAUUUCAGCAAAAUCUAUCUACCAUACGGUCAAGAACUCUGAAUGGGGCUGUGCUAAGGAAGAUUUACGCGGAAAAUGUAUACCACCGAAUAAAACAAAACCAGAUACCAUUGAGAACGUUGUGAAAUUUAUUAAAAGUUUACCGGCAGUACCGUCUCAUUAUUGUCGCCAUGAUUCCUCCCGAGUCUACCUUCCGCAAGAAUUUAAAAAUAUUCCAAAUGUCUACAGCAUUUAUAAAAAACGUUUGGAGGGCGACGGUGUUGAUUUUGUUAGUGAAAAAAUAAAGUAUACUAUGGCACAAUCUGGAAAUGCAAGUGUAAUUGAAAUCCAGUCAAAAACCAGAGUGCCUCUUAUGUCAUGCUAUCGAUCAUGUCUACCUAUAUCAAAGCUGAAAUAUGAUGACUUAGCUAAACUUUGCAAGGACAAAGUUAUACCUGGUCAUUUUCAACAUGAGUACUUAAACAUUCCACAUUCACAAACAGAAAAGGACAGAUUACCUGAAUCAGAUAUUGAGGAUCUUGAGGUUUAA